Danio rerio (zebrafish) is the source of this 1524-nucleotide messenger RNA. It is a transcript of the gene ldhba, whose product is annotated as lactate dehydrogenase Ba. Gene Ontology annotation, cellular component: cytoplasm. Lineage: Eukaryota; Metazoa; Chordata; Actinopteri; Cypriniformes; Danionidae. Gene Ontology annotation, molecular function: L-lactate dehydrogenase (NAD+) activity; catalytic activity; oxidoreductase activity. The record is from RefSeq and is marked provisional.
CGGUGCUCGGCGGCUCUCACUGCCCUUCCUGCAGCUAAGGACUUUCAUUUAACAUUCCUGCAACAAAUCGGGAUCAUGGCCUCAGUAAUGCAGAAGCUGAUCACUCCUCUGGCCAGCGGCCCUGCUGAGCCCCCCAGGAACAAGGUUACUAUUGUUGGCGUGGGGCAGGUGGGCAUGGCCUGUGCCGUCAGCGUACUGCUUCGGGAACUUGCAGAUGAACUGGCUCUGGUUGAUGUUGUGGAGGACCGACUGAAGGGAGAGAUGCUGGAUCUGCAGCAUGGCAGCCUUUUCCUCAAGACGCCCAAGAUUGUGGCUGACAAGGACUACUCUGUGACCGCUAACUCUCGUAUUGUGGUGGUGACGGCUGGAGUGCGUCAGCAGGAGGGUGAGAGCAGACUGAACCUGGUGCAGAGGAACGUCAACAUUUUCAAGCACAUCAUCCCUCAGAUUGUCAAAUACAGUCCUGACUGCAUUCUCGUCGUGGUGUCCAAUCCAGUGGACGUUCUGACCUAUGUGACCUGGAAGUUGAGUGGCCUGCCAAAGCACCGUGUCAUUGGCAGUGGGACCAACCUGGACUCCGCCCGCUUCCGCUACAUCAUGGCAGAGAAGCUGGGCAUCCACGCCAGCAGCUUCAAUGGAUACAUUCUGGGAGAACACGGAGACACCAGCGUUCCCGUAUGGAGUGGUGCAAAUGUGGCUGGUGUCAGCCUGCAGAAACUCAAUCCUGACAUCGGCACAGAUAAAGAUGCUGAAAACUGGAAGGAAGCUCACAAGAUGGUUGUGGACAGUGCCUAUGAAGUGAUCAAGCUGAAGGGAUACACCAACUGGGCCAUCGGCCUCAGUGUGGCUGACCUGACAGAGACCCUGGUGAAGAACCUGAACAGAGUCCACCCCGUGUCCACUAUGGUGAAGGGCAUGUAUGGCAUCAACGAGGAGGUUUACCUGAGUUUGCCCUGUGUGCUGAACAGCAGCGGUGUGGGCAGCGUCAUUAACAUGACCCUGACCGAUGGAGAAAUCGGCCAGCUGAAGAGCAGCGCAGACACUCUCUGGGGCAUCCAGAAAGACCUGAAAGACCUGUAGAUCAGUCAUGGGCACCCACUUUUCCUUUCCAUAACUCCAUUCACACUCCUUCACUAUCUUUGCACACACUCUGAAAUCGGCUCUGUCAUUUCUUCUCACUUGCUUUUGGAUAUGUUUGCUUUGAAGUGUUUUUUUUCCAGUGGUGUUUUAAAGUAGGCAUUGUAAUCAAAAAUGUGGAAUGUUCCUUCUUGUAAAGCGAAUGAUCAAAGGGAGCAUCUUUGAACUUGUGUGGGCAAUGAAGAAAGAAGCAACACCUCUCUUAUGUCUGGACAUAAUUUAGCAAGAUCAUUAGGGGACGUUCUUGUGUCUUUGUGUUUAAGUCAAGAGGAGAAGAAACUGAAGUGUGGUCCAUACAAAUGUAUUCAUUCUUCUGAAUCGUGCUGUAAGUGUUGGUCAUGUUGAUGAGGGUGUGUGUAAGAUGAAAUUUAAUAAACUAAUGAACCA